Molecule: messenger RNA, 2377 nt
Organism: Zootoca vivipara (common lizard)
Lineage: Eukaryota; Metazoa; Chordata; Lepidosauria; Squamata; Lacertidae
Gene: ABHD12
Product: abhydrolase domain containing 12, lysophospholipase
Biological process (GO): monoacylglycerol catabolic process; phosphatidylserine catabolic process
Cellular component (GO): endoplasmic reticulum membrane
Molecular function (GO): monoacylglycerol lipase activity; phosphatidylcholine lysophospholipase A1 activity
Source: RefSeq, a predicted model, not a curated record
GAGGCGCCGCUAGUCUUUCGGUUGCUGGGCUGUGGUUGGCAUAAUGUAGGGAAAGCCAGCGUCGGUUUCGGGACGGAGGCGUCUUCCCUCGAGCGGCUUGAGCUGGCACCGCCCGCGCGUUUCGCACCGCCGGCAUGAGAAAGCGGAACGAGUCCGUCACCUUGGAGCAUGAGCGCUUCGCCUCCUCCGCUCCGGCACCAGCUGCCGCGUCUUCCUCCUCCUGCUCCUCCCAGCAGCCGGAUAAGAGCUUCAGUUUGAGACCGAGCCUGCGCCUGCCUGGUAGCUCCCGGCCCGCCGGCGACUCUGGCAUGAAGCGAACGCUCGGCAGGAGACAUGGAAUGUGGUUUCGAUUGCGGAAGGUAGUAAUCUGGUUGUUGGGAGUGUACAUAGCCAUUCCAUUUCUAGUAAAACUUUGUCCCGCUAUUCAGGCAAAGCUUGUCUUCCUAAAUUUUGUGAGAGUACCCUACUUCAUAGACUUGAAAAAGCCUCAGGACCAAGGUUUGAACCACACCUGCAACUACUACCUACAACCAGAAGAAGAUGUGACAAUUGGAGUCUGGCACACGGUUCCCACAGCUGUAUGGAAAGAUGCUCAAGGCAAGGACCAACUGUGGUAUGAGGAUGCUUUGGGUUCCAGCCACCCUGUGAUUCUUUACUUACAUGGAAAUGCAGGUACUAGAGGAGGGGAUCACCGUGUGGAACUUUACAAGGUUUUGAGUUCUCUUGGUUAUCAUGUGGUCACGUUUGAUUAUCGAGGCUGGGGAGACUCAAUAGGCACUCCCUCAGAGAGUGGGAUGACCUAUGAUGCUCUUCAUGUUUUUGACUGGAUAAAAGCAAGAAGUGGAGACAAUCCAGUGUAUAUAUGGGGACACUCCUUGGGCACUGGAGUUGCAACCAAUCUUGUAAGGCGUCUUUGUGAGCGAGAAACUCCCCCUGAUGCCCUGAUAUUAGAGUCACCUUUUACGAACAUACGUGAAGAAGCAAAAAGCCAUCCUUUUUCAGUGAUUUAUAGAUAUUUCCCAGGAUUUGAUUGGUUCUUCCUUGAUCCCAUCACAUCGAGUGGAAUUAAGUUUGCAAAUGAUGAGAAUGUGAAGCAUAUUUCUUGCUCUCUGCUAAUUCUUCAUGCUGAAGAUGAUCCUGUAGUACCAUUUCAUCUUGGAAAAAAGCUAUACAACAUUGCUGCCCCAUCUCGGAGCUUCCGUGAUUACAAAGUACAGUUCGUUCCAUUUCACACAGAGCUAGGCUACAGGCAUAAAUACAUCUACAAGAGCCCAGAACUACCUCGAAUAUUGCGGGAAUUCCUGGGAAAAUUGGGACAUGAGCAUCGUCACUGAGGACUAACUGCAUGGUUGACUUAAGUUGUCAUCUGCAAGAAAAGGUCUGCCAUUCUUUAAAACCCGGACACUGAAUAUGUCACAGAUUCCUGCUUCAGUCUUAAUGCAUACACUUGGAAACCCAGCCUCUGGGGCAGUAGAGAUACGAAGAAAAGUCGCUGGCUUGUCUCUCUCCCUCUCCCCCCAGGCCCCUUCUAAAGAACAAGAGAACCAAACAAAUCAAAACAACUAAGUUCAAGCACAAGAAGGACUUGGCAAAAAACUUUCAGAAAUGAGGAACAUUCCUACAAGUGUCCGGCCGCAAAAGCUUUUUAGAACACAAAAACCUCUUGCACUCGGAAACGCAAAUGAACUGCAAUUGUCUUUAGAAAUGCAACAGCUACAAUAAUAUUUCAGUGCUGUAUCUAGUUUACCUGAGUUGCAGGUUGCUCUUUUAAUAGAUUUUAGUUCAGUGAGGAGUUUCCCUACCCUUGGCAACUGCGGAGUUGCUGAAUAUGGUUCUUUGGUUCUGAAAUUCAUUUGAGAACUUUCAAGAGAUCAGGAUGCUUUCAAGAAAACAUUUCAGAAUGCAAUGAAGGAUGUUUCUCCUUUAAAAUAAGGCAACUAUUUAAUAGUGACUAAGCUUCUCUUUCUCUGUUGCCUUGCUUUGAAGUUUCUUAGUUGUCUCUCAAAUAUAGAUAAUAUAUAAACAUCUUUAUUAUACCUCAUAUACAGACACAUCCUCUUUAAGAUUCUUUCUUCCUCUGACUUUGAGGUUCUUUCUUGUCUCCAAACCAUUUUAUUUAGAUGUACAGGUCCAAUGGGUGAAGUGAGAUGUAUUGAAUACAAAUUGCACCCUCAAAAGUUGUUCGAAAGACUCCUUCAGUAAAUAGAAGGUGUCUAUAUACUUUGUCUAGAAUGGGUGGAUAUUUUUUUUCCUGCUGUGAUGAAGAUGUCUUCCAGUCUCCUCUAGAGACAUAUAAGCACUUUGGGGGUGAGAAAAAUUGGUAUCAUUUUUCAUAAUCAUGGUCCUUCAUACCGCUACAGCCCUUCCAUUUUCUUUU